Messenger RNA from Solea senegalensis (Senegalese sole), 7529 nucleotides. RefSeq names its product SET binding protein 1 (gene setbp1). The coding region runs from base 1146 to 5861 and encodes 1571 amino acids. The transcript has 7 exons. Gene Ontology annotation, molecular function: DNA binding. The record is from RefSeq and is a predicted model, not a curated record. Lineage: Eukaryota; Metazoa; Chordata; Actinopteri; Pleuronectiformes; Soleidae.
GUAUGUGUGUGUGUGUGUGUGCUGCUGCUGCCAGGUGGAGGCGAUGUCGCUCCUCCUCUCUCGUCUCCUCUCCUCCUCUCCUCUCUGCUCAGGCGCUUUCUCUCAGUCUGCUGGGUGAGAUCAUUACAAGACACCAGGCUCCAGGACCUGACAUUCACGGGAAAAGCAGAGAGAGAAAAGGAGCGCGAGGGAGAGAAGACGAAGAAGAAGCAGGAGAAGAAGAAGAAGAAGAAGAAGAAGAGGGAACCGGUGAUCCGACGCAACCGGCGACAAACAGCGAGCCACAGCACCGUGUCCAGCCUCGGCUCUCCUGUACUCCGUGCUGACGCGUAAAAAGCGCGCUCUCGCCGCUGACAUUUCCCCGCUGGAUUUUUUGGGCUUGUAGUCGGAUGCGGGCUUGUUUUGACUGCAGUAACAGUGCUACUCACCCCCACCACCGCCACCGCCACCUCCUCCUCCGUCCCUCCUGCCUAACCGAGUAGCGGAUUUGCGAGGGAUCUCAGCUUCGGCGAGUGAGCAGCGAUCCUGCGCGGCUUCGCAGACGCACCGCGCACCAAAAGCAGCUCACACGCGUCAGUCCGCAGGAGCACUGGACAGAUCUGAUUUCUCUGAGGAAUUGGACACAAGCGCCAAGUUUCCGAUUGGGUUUUUUCUCUCUCUCUCUCCCCUCCUCCUGUUUUCUACCUUCCUCUGUCAUCAGAUCGAGUGCAAAAAAAAAAGAAAAUCCUAUAUUCGCCCUUUUUCCCCCCUUCCUUCCUUUCCUUUCCUUCCUCUCCCUCUCUCCAAAGCACCGUUGACGCCAUUUUCCUCCGGGUUUUCUUUCAAAAAUAUACCCGCACGGUUUUUUUUUUCUGCACCGUGUGACAGCUCCCCGGGAGGCUGUCAUCCCAUCCGUCGCUUGCGUAAAAUGUGUCCAAAUGGAUUGUAAAUGAUCUUGAUGAAAUAUUUACACGUUCGAGCCGAGACUGUGACAACAUUUAGACAUGGACUGUCCCUGGCUUCGCUGUGAUCCCGUGGGACAACCAACCGAACCCCAGUAGCUGACCGAUAACAACCAACCCGUCGGACAGACCUCUGUUCUCUUUCCUCCUUUUGGCUGGCCGCCACAGCUUCCCCCAUCCUAACUGGCUUUGGCUGGAGUGUGGAUGGAGCCAAGGGAUCUGGUUGGCUCGGCCCAACCCAACGAGGUGGAGUUAAAGGGAGGCAGGGUGGGGCCAAAUGACGAGGACCGGGAAGGAGCACGAGACAUUGGUUUGGUGUGCGGUGACGAUGUGAUUAACGGUGGCAUCAGUGAAGGGGAGGGGCUUGAGGAGCAGGGGGAGGGGCUUUUGGAAGAGCAGGAGUUCUCCAUCAAGGAAGCGAGUUUCCAGGAAGGAAGUCUAAAGCUGAAGAUCCAGACCACCAAGCGCACCAAGAAGCCUCCUAAGAGCCUUGAGAACUACAUUUGUCCGCCGGAGAUCAGGAUGACCAUCCGGCCUCCAGCCGGAGAGGGCAAAGCGGGGCGGCAGGGACGAACAGGAGGCGGAGCGGGGAGGGGCCAGAAAGAUGAAGAACGAGGACCGCCCAGAAAAAGGACAUACGAGCGCCAGUUCAGGAUGCCUGAGCAGAGAGAAGGAGGCCUGCUGCAACUACUGGGAGAUCACACUCCACCAAAACACCAGCUCCGCGGCUCCCUCCAUCCUGCACACGCCAUCUCACACACACAGCACGCCCUUGCGCAACAGUUCCAGCACCAACACCAAAUCAAUACACACUGGCUCACGUCCACGGCACCUUCUGCAUCCCCAGCAAAUUCAGAAGAUCGUGAUCCAGCCAGAGAACAGUCAGGAGCCAGUCGGAGCAAUUUGCUUGAUCCCAGUCAACCUUUCUCACAAACAGCAACACAAAGCCCCUCACCACAGAGAUCCCUGACUCCAGACCUGCAGUUGCCAGUGGUUACUGAUGCCAGUAUUCUCAACCUGACCUCUCUCAGCAGGGGGAGGGGUUUGCAAGAAGUUAGCGAACAGCUCUUUGGGAACAUCAAGAGGAAGUAUGGCAGGAAAGACUCCCAGAGGAUGCUCUGUAACCCUCACAGUGCUGAUUCACCGUGGGGAAAGCAGACAGAGAAAGGAUCGGAGAGCCCAACUCAUUCAGAGAGGUACAGGCAAGAGGAGGCCACCGAACGGGUCCAUGAAGAAAGAGAGGAAAGGAGAAAAGAGGAUAGGGAGCGAGCAAUUGCUGGGAGGAAAGGAGAUGAAGAGAGCAGGGGGAUGCUAAUGCUUACAGAGGAGGGGAAAGGACGAAAGAGGCGGAGGAGGCCUUCUUUUGACGAGUCAUUUUCCGCUCAGGAGCAAUCACAGCAACGGCAGGAUUCGGACACUACAGAAAAACACCAGUCUGGGCCGCCAGAACCCAAAGUAGCACAUAAGAUGGAGACUCACAGAAAUGAUUCUCGACCCACAAGAGAAGCUGAUGUCAAUGGAGAGAGGAUGGAAAAAGCAGAGAGAGCAGAUAAAGGUGAUAAAAGAGAAAAGGGAGAGAGGACGGACAGGGCUGAAAGAGGAGACACAGUAACAAGCAGGACCGACUCAGAGUCAGCUUUGAGUACAAACAGAAUGAAAAAGAACCCAGUGGGUCGCCCUAAAAUCAGCACAGACAUCCUUAAACACAGAGAAUCUACUCACAGUCUAAUCAACAAAUCGGCAAAUCCCAGACUCCCGAGCCCAAAUCCCAGCCCCAGCCCCAGGAGUAGCAUCAGUCCUAGUCCCAGUCCUAAAUCCAGAGUUAACAUCAGUCCUAGCCCCAGUCCUAAACCCAGAUUUAACAUCAGUCCUAGCCCCAGUCCUAAAUCUAGAGUAAACAUCAGUCCUAGUCCUAGCCCUAAAUCCAGAAUUAACAUCAGUCCGAGCCCCAGUCCAAAAUCCAGAAUUACUAUCAGUCCAAGCCCUAGUCCUAAAUCCAGAAUUAACAUUAGCCCUAGUCCUAGCCCUAGACCCAGGAUGGCCUUGAGUCCUAACCCCAGCCACAGCACCAGCUCCAUAGUCAGUUCCAGACCAACCAAGGCAAAGGACAGGUGGUCCUACCUGAAAGCUAAAAGCCAUGCCAGCCUCACAUCACCCCAGAGAGACAUCCGAGGUAGCCCGUCAACCCUUACAGACCCACCUUCAGCUUUUCCCAUCACCCCUUCAAGUCCGCUUUACACCAACAGUGACAGCCUGACCGUCCACACGCCCAUUAAGAGGAAACGAGGCCGUCCCAAGAAGCAGCCACUCUUAACAGUGGAAACCAUCCAUGAGGGCACCUCUACAUCUCCACCAAGCCCACUAGCACAGGAUAUAUCAGCAGGGCUAAACAGCAGGAAGAAGACACAUACGCUAAACACAUUAGUGCAAAUGACAUCCACGACCAUCAGUGCCAAUUCUAACAGUCUGAAACUAAAGCGUGGUCGAGGGCAUUCCAGGCCAGUGAAUAAGAUGAAGCUUGGGAAAAUGCAGAGCAUCCUGAAUGAGAUCCUCUCCGGUUCCAGUCAGAAUGGCAGUCUGCCUCUGAAGUCAGCCUCUGCCCCUGUCACCUCAGCAAUGAGUGCCAUGGCAUCCACCAUUGAGGCGCGGCUGGGAAAACAGAUAAAUGUCAGUAAGAGAGGAACCAUCUACAUUGGUAAGAAGCGAGGGAGAAAACCCAGAGCAGAAACUCAAAACUGCAACCUGAACAAAACCACAAGAGACAAGCCCUCCCUGUUAGUUUCCACAGCCAGUCUAUAUGAGAGUCCCACAGUGCCUUCCAACACCUUGUCUCCCAGCUCCAGCACUCCAUCCAUAAGAGCCAGCCACUCUGAUACCACUAUGCCCAGUCUGCAGCCCAUUUCAGCCCUACCCUCAAAGCCACUGAGCAGGGGCUUUCUCUCUGGAGGAUGGAAGCUGUCUCCUCCACGCCUCCUCGCAAAUUCACCCUCACAUCUGUCAGAGGUGGCGUCAGUGAAGGAAGUGACUCUGUCACCCAUCAGCGAGUCUCACAGUGAGGAAACUAUUCCCAGCGACAGCGGGAUUGGAACAGACAACAACAGCACCUCAGACCAAACUGAGAAGGGUCCCGCUUCUCGACGCAGGUACUCAUUUGAUCUGUGUGGGUUUGAGGCUGCGGAGGCCGCAGCUCUGGAAGCAUCCAACAGGGGCAGCAGAACACGCUGUGAACGACAAGUAACUGCAGUUGACAACUUUCUGUCACAGCAGGAAAAAAAGCAAAAGCAUCAUCGGCGAAAGAGGAAGUGCCUGCAGAGCCGGGAUCAUCUCCACUUUCUCUCUGAACUGGAAGAGGUUGUGGUAAAGCUCCAGCAGCUGCGAGUGUCUCACAGACGAUACGCCUGCUUCCCACAGCACCCGUAUCCCUCCAUCUUUCGCCUCAACUUCCAUCAUUAUUACCCAGUUACCUAUGAUUCCUACUCCUGUGACUCCAGCUCAUACCUCCGCAGGAGUGCCGAUCUGAAGGCGAAGAGGCGACGUGGUCGUCCAGCCAAAGCCAGCGAGCCAAUCACAUCGAAGCUGCCUUUUGUUCAAGGAUAUAGUUAUCCGCUGGCAGGGGGAAAUUUCUAUGCAGCACCGUAUGCGAUGCCUUAUGCACCUCCUCUGAGUCUGGGCUACUUUCCCCCUGCUCCCUCGUUCUACCUGCCCCACCACUCUCUAGGACCUGCACCUCCAUCUCCCUUCAUGAGACCUGCUGUCCCCCCUCCAAAGGCUUUCCACUCCAGUGGACACUCCAAGCUUCAGGCUGGGACCAAGCUUCGCAGCUCCAGUGGCCCACUCCAGGGGUCGUCUGUAAGAGGAGAGGGUCUCGGCUCCCUGGGCAAUGGCAGCACAGGUGGCCUCACAGGGGUUCGCCUCCAUAAGAGGAAGCACAAGCACAAACAUAAGCACAAAGAUGAACCCCUCCUUUCACCGCGAGACCGGCAGGAGUUGGGUGGGCUCUUCAGUGGAGCUAAGACCACUGCGCGUCUCAACAUGCUGAAUGACAGGAGGGACUUGUCCAGUCAGGGCUCAAAGCAUCUGGAGAAGCAGAGGGGCAUCGGUCGGGGCUCAAGCCUGGGAUCCAGCUUGGGGAUGUUUGAGUCAGACCAGCUGUCUACACACUCGCUUGCUGACAGCCACUUACACUCCCGUCAGACUGGACAGCCUAUAAGCAGCUUCAUGAGUAGCUACAGUAGCCAGUCACAGCGAUCAGAGUCGGCUCCGGAUCUCUUUUUGGGGUCACGGGAGGACGAGUGUGGUGGAAGGAGCAGGAAGACAAGACUGGCAGUGUUUGGAGAUCAGGGCUUAAUGUCAUUCCAAACAGCCAGGCAGGAGCCAGGACAGAUGAACCAGUGCUCCAGUCCCUCCCUCACUGGUGUUCCCAGUAAACGGAGGUACAAACGUCGCGAGGUGGAACAGAUCCAGAAGGACGUCAGGAGAAUGCAUUCUUUGAACUUUGAGCAUGUGCAGAAAAUCCUCCGUGCCAAACGCCUCCAGCGACAGGCGAAAACGGGAAAUAACAUUGUCAAAAGACGGCCCGGACGGCCCCGGAAACAACCCGUGGAGGAAUCGGAACCGACCAACAGGAGGGUGGAAGAUCAGGUCGAUGGUCGGAGUUUGGACAUGUUGGCUGGCAGGAGAGGUGAUGUGAGGACUCUGGGGAUGCCUGUCCUGGAGAGGUGUGACGACCUGCCAGGUAGGCAGAGCCUCAGGCCAAACUUGACCCCCGAGCCUUUGGAGUUCUCCAAUCACGAUUCCAUCUCAGCAACAAUUGAGACAGUGGUGCAUCAAGCGCGGUCUGUGGCUCCACUGGCCAAAGGGGGGAAACGCAGAGGCCGGGGCCACAGCAGGGACGAACUAUGGGCUCCCUCCAGUCAGUAGACCUACAGGAGAGAGCAGCUCUGUGACCGGAGCCAGUGCUGCAGUUCAAGCCUACGAGAUGCAGUGACCUUAAUUGUGGGACUCCUCUGUGCACUUUGACUUGUUCCUUCUCUUGGAUUUUACAGUGGGUGAGUGCAGGAACAGGAGGAGGGAACACUUCCUGCCUGUUCGCCACACCCACCAGAAGAUGAGCCUUUCAAUGAUUUGUUGGACCUUCAUUUACAAUGGCACUAUAUGGUACUAUUUGAUACUCAAUCUGAUGCUAUAAAAGUGUGUGGUACUUAUGAUAGUGUAGGAUAUUAUGUGAUUCUCCAUGUAUCUGAUACAGUGAUGUGUAUGGUACUUAAUGAUACUGUAUCUGAAUUGUGGCGUUAGCCAUAUAUUUACCAGCAAGGGGAGGGGAAUGGUUAAUAUAAAACUGUGCAGCUCUGUUUAUUUUUGCCUUUCUGAGGAGGCUUGUCAAGGACAUGGAGUAAUACAGCAGUAAUUAAGCCACCUUACGCUAUAACCUGCCCCUGCUCCCACCUGAACCUGUCCCUUCUUCCCCGUCUUGCUCUAUCUGAGAAGUAGCUCGUACUUCCCAGCUUCCCUCGCCUCGUUCCCCCCCGCUUGACACUCACCGUGAGUCUUUAGCCCUCUUCCCUGGUGCCUGCCCGCUCACCUCCAUCUACCUUUGUCCUCAUCCACUCCCAAUCAUGUUUUGCAUCUGCCAUUGCUUGUGCUCCCCCCAACAAACCCCCUUGUCUUGUUCAUUUACCCCCCGCCUGCUCAGGCCUGUCUGAGCAGGACGGCGACAUAAUAAGGCAAUAAGGUGGAAUAGACUGUCCCAGACUGUACAUAGAAAACAAAGUCCACUGUUGCCUGCCUUGUACAAUGGAGAACCAGCUCUUAGACAUGUACUGGCAUACCUACAGUAUAUUGAAUAGAAUUGUUGUACCAUAGACAAUGAAAGUUGUGUAUUGUUUUAUAACCAAAAACAGAUGUGGGUGCGACUCAAGACAAGUUUGUUUUCAGACACAAAGAACCACAUGUAUUCGUUCAUACACUCAUUACUUUGUUUAUAUCCAGGGGGCAUUACAUACAGGAGGAAUAUCAGGUGUGUUUUUGGUAAACCUUAAACUUGGUUUAAUGCACUAUGAAAAAAAAAAGAAAAAAAAAGAGAGAAAUAUACACUUGCAUCAAUCAAAUGCAGCACUUACAUGCUAGUUCCAGCCUUAUGUUUUGGCCUUUGAUGGUGUGGAUAUCCAUUCCAGUGAGCAUGCAUUAUUUUAAUCAAUGUGUAUAUGCAGGCUGCGCAGCCAAAAGCGUCGAACCCAGGCCCCCAGACUGAAUCAUGAUUGGACAGUUCAGCAGAAGUGGGCUCUCAAGUCAGUAUUUUUGAAAAUCUAAUCCCAGUCUUUGUACUUAACAUGAUUUUUUCAAUCCAUAUGCUUGGAGAUAUUUUUGAAAAGUGAAUCUAGUAUUUAGGUGUAGAAACCAAAGUCUCAGUAUUCAGUGUACAGAUGUGUUAUUUAAAAAGAACCUAAAUCGGAGUUUGACAAACUCUACACCAUGUUGGCACCAAUGUAAAGCAUUCCUAUGUGCACUCUAGAAUGUAGCCAUCUUGGAUUUUUUGUUUUUGUUUCUUCGUGUCAAUGUGUGAGCAUUUGUUAAACUCUAUCUACAGUA